UUUGUGAGACCUACUGUGCUUAUUCUCUGCCCCUUCAAGAAAGAUGCGUUUGAUAUUGUUCAGCGAUUAGAGCGGUUGAUAUUUGGUAAAGAUUGUAAAGGUUCGAUCUGGAGUCGGGAACGAUUUGACGAGGAGUUCAAAAGCGAGGCACCACCGGAAUUCAAAACGAGAGUGCCUGAUGAGUUCAAGGAGCUCAUGACUGGCAAUAAUGAUGACUGUUUCCGUGUUGGAAUUGCUCUUUCCAAGAAAGUCUUGAAACUAUAUGAGGGUUUCGACAAGUUGGAUUACCUGAAUGCUUUUCUUGGCGGAUCCUGUCUGGGACGGUUGCAGUCUGAUUUUAUUCUUUGUUCUCCUCUUGGUCUUCGUAUGAUUUUGGAUGGUGAAGCGGGAAAGGAAAGCCACCUGAUAUCUAACAUUCAGAUAGCUGUUAUUGAUAAGGCUGACAUCAUGUUGCAACAGAACUGGGAGCACAUUUCAAUCAUCUUUUCUCACAUUCAUACCCAACCAACAAAAAUAGAUACAGAUAUCUCAAGAGUGCGGCAGUGUUACAUAGAUGGUCAGGCAAAAUUCUUCUGUCAACUGCUGCUGUUUUCUCGCUAUAGACAUGAGCUUUUCUCAGCUUUGAUGUCUGAACAUUCAUUGAACUUCACAGGGCUGAUUAUGCAAAACAACCCCUGUGAAGGAACUUUAGACAAGUAUAUUCGAUGUUAUAUGAUGCUCUCUCAGAUUGAGAUCCCAUUAUGUCAAGAAUUCCGUCGUUUUGAUGUAGAAAAUCCUAGUGAACAAGCAGUGGCAAGGUUCAACUGCUUCAAAGAUUAUGUGAGGCUUUUUACUUGCAAUGCUAGCCUUUUACCCGGAACAUGCGUGGUUAUACCAUCUUACUAUGACUUUGUGCGAGUUCGAAAUCAUUUCAAAAGGACCGAGGAAAGUUUUGUAGCAUGCCACGAGUAUGCGCCGAAGUCAAAGAUCACAAGAGCGCGCGAUUUGUUCUACCAUAAAAUUAAGAAAAUUCUGGUGGUGACAGAACGCUACUACUAUUUCAAUAGAAGAACCUUGAGAGGCAUGGAAAGAAUUGUUUUCUACCAGUUACCAAAUCACCCUGACCUCUAUUGCGAGCUAAUCAAUAUGGCCACUUGCGAAAGUGAAACCAGGUUUAGCUCGAUUCUUCUCUAUUGCAAAUAUGAUCGGAUCCGAUUACAAAAUACAUUCGGCACUGAUAUGGCUAAUUCUAUUUUAACUUCGAGUAAAAAAGUGCAGGCUAUUGUAUCUGAGUAAGA
This is a messenger RNA of Cylicostephanus goldi, 1277 nucleotides long. Lineage: Eukaryota; Metazoa; Nematoda; Chromadorea; Rhabditida; Strongylidae. The record is from the annotation of a GenBank genome assembly.